This is a messenger RNA of Eremothecium sinecaudum, 2430 nucleotides long. RefSeq names its product CCR4-NOT core subunit NOT3 (gene NOT3). The record is from RefSeq and is a predicted model, not a curated record. Gene Ontology annotation, cellular component: nucleus; CCR4-NOT core complex; P-body. The transcript has a single exon. NCBI's taxonomy places the organism in Eukaryota, Fungi, Ascomycota, Saccharomycetes, Saccharomycetales, Saccharomycetaceae. Gene Ontology annotation, biological process: regulation of DNA-templated transcription; nuclear-transcribed mRNA poly(A) tail shortening. Bases 1 to 2430 code for a protein of 809 amino acids.
AUGGCGCAUAGAAAACUUCAGCAAGAGAUAGAUCGAGUAUUUAAAAAGAUCAACGAGGGCUUAGAAAUUUUUAAUACUUAUUAUGAGAGACAUGAAAAUUGCACUAACAAUCCUUCUCAAAAAGACAAAUUGGAGUCUGACCUUAAAAGAGAAGUGAAGAAAUUGCAGCGGUUAAGAGAGCAGAUAAAGUCAUGGCAGAGCUCUCCCGAUGUAAAGGAUAAGGAUUCUUUGUUGGACUAUAGGCGAUCGGUUGAGGUUGCGAUGGAGAAGUAUAAAGCUGUUGAAAAGGCGUCUAAAGAAAAAGCUUAUUCAAACAAUAGCUUAAAAAGGUCGGAAGUACUUGAUCCGGAUGAGCAGGAGAGGCGAGAUGUAUCAGAUUAUUUAUCAGAGAAGAUAGAUGAGAUAGAGAGGCAGUAUGAACAGCUCCAGGUUGAAGUAGAUAGGUUAGCGGCUCUGGGGAAGAAAAAAAGAUCAGGGACAUCAGCGAAUGAGGAAAAGAGACAUGAAUUGAAGGAACUUCAAGGGAGAUACAGGUGGCAUCAGCAGCAGAUGGAGCUAGCAUUGAGGUUAUUAGCAAAUGAGGAGUUGGAUCCUCAGGCAGUAAGGGAUAUCCAGGAGGAUAUCAACUAUUUUAUUGAUUCCAAUCAGGAUCCGGAUUUUGUUGAGGAUGAAAGUAUAUACGAAUCGUUGAAUCUAGAUUCAAAUGAGGCUAUAGCCCAUGAGGUUGCAGCCUCAUUUCUUGCUCAAGCAUCAGAGGAUGCUGAAGAUGAGGCGAACAGGGAUUCUUCUAAGCUUUCGAAGAAGGAACAAAGAAAAUUAGAACGGGAAGCCAAGAAAGCUGCAAAGAUGGCUUCUGUUACAGCCGUUGACAGUACAAUCUCUACACCUAUUACCACUGCUCCUAGUUCAGCCUUAGACAUGGAGCUACCAGGUACUGGAAACCAAGAAACAUCGUCAUCAUCGUCAGUACUGCCGGCUAUAACUGACAAUGAAUCUGACCCCACGCCGAAGGUAAGCCCGUCACCUUCACCGUCGCUCACUAACACCUCUAGCAUACCUUCUACUGCUAAUACUACAACAACUACUUCCCAACCAUUACAUCCUCAAACGCCACUUGGGUUGAAACCGCACACAAAGGUAACUCAGAUGUCACCAGAACACCUAGGACAUACUCAUAUACACCAGUCACUAAAUGGUGUGAUUACCAGUACAUUAAAACCUGCAACAGUGCCGAUAAAACCAGCAGGUGAACUUAAGUGGGCCGUGGCUGCGACUCAAGCUCUAGAAAAAGAGAAGAGAGAGAAAAGUAAACCUAGCACUCCCGCAUUUAAUGCACCAGCUUUCAAUACAAGCACUUCCAGUGACGCCAGCGCUUUUACAAAAUCGCCCGGUGGGUCGCUCAACUUGGCACUAAGCAAUUAUAGCCCAUUAUCCCAGCAUUCAAACACUAACGGAACUACCACACCUCUGCCGCGCUUGGCAAAGGAUCAGUCCCAUGUAUUACAAAACCAAAAUGUAGCUGCUCCCAAGGAGAAAGAAACCGUUGAGUAUCGCAUACCUACGAGUCCUACCGCGGGAUCGAUUAAAAGCCAAAAAUCCGAUGAGCUUCAGCUCCAAGAUUUUUACAAAUCGGAGACUACAGAUGACGAAUUAAAUGAAGAACCAGCUAUAAUUAAAUUGGAUCCGGAAGAGCUCGAAAGACUUCACAAAGAGAAAGCUGAUUUGACAAAUGAACUUUGUAAAAACUUUGAGUUAUUACAACUUCCUUCAGGUAUCCAGGAUUUAAUCAUAGGAUCGUUAUUAACAGAGAAAAAUCUACAUCCACCAAACGGAAAAUCUGGAGGUUUCCGCAAUUUUAUCGACACUUGCCGUGUGAAUAGAUUAGCAGAACUUCCACCAGGAUUAAAUCCACCACAGCCGUUGGAUGCUUCCAGGUGUUCAGAGCAGUGGGAUUUCAUCCGUAUUAAUGGCAUUUUAGAAAGUGAUUUUUACGAAGAUGAAGAGUAUACCAAACGUGCUAUUUAUGAAAAGUUUAGGGCGCUGGAAACCUUCACGUUGUUUUAUAACUACUAUUAUGCAUGUACCCCAUUGGAAAAUGACAUUGCUGCAACAAUACUAGCUGAGCGGAAGUGGAAGGUUUCUAAGGACGGUGUAACCUGGUUCUUCCGUGAAGCUAAACCCAAGUUCACUAACGAGUUAUGUGAGGUAGCAGAUUUUAAAGUCUUUAAACUGGAUGACUGGACGGCCACAACUAAGUUGAACUUUACACUAGAUUACUCUACCUUAAAAGAUUGUAAGGGUCCUUCUCCUCCAGUAUCGUCUGCUACCGAAACUAAUGGUAUAGGAAAAGACUCUGUUUCUCAUUGUCAAACACUGUUGCAACAGUUGAAACAAGGCGGCAGUGCAACGAAGGUUGAACCUUCUCAUUAG